AUGGCCUCGCCCGCCUGCUCCCGCUGUUCGCGCCUCAACAUCCCGUGCAUAGGGUGUGGCCAGCUGCGAUACAAGUGGAAGGACCAGACCGAUCUACAGGUCGAGAGAUCGUCCAAAAAGGCCCAAAGUAGGGCGUCUGGGAGCGGGAGCGGGAGCCCAUCGUCCAUCGCCAGCCUCGUGUCGAACAGGGAUACUGCUCGAUCUGGGGCCUUUGCCUCGCUGCUGGAUAUCAACGACCCGAGCUAUGACCUCGCCUGCUAUGGCCCUUGGUUCAAGGAGCUCCCGCGGCGUCUGGGCACCAAUGCAGCGCUGGAUGCUGCGGUAGAGGCCAUGGUAGGCUUCUACCCACACCUCCGCAGGCAUGACCAGUCGUCGCUAUCCCGGGGGUCUGUGGUGAAAUACGUAAACGCGCUGCAGGCUCUCAGGACCUGUUUGAAUGACCCGCAGAGCGCAAACAAGCCGGAGACGCUGUGUGCCGUAUACGUGCUGAUGAUUUGUCAAGGGUGGACGGGAAGAGACAGUGAUCAAAAGAUGAGCCAUGGAGAGGGACUUGCACAUUUGCUCGAUGCAGCUGGGUCCAAGAGUAAUCCGGACCCAUUCGAAAAAAGUAUUCGUGAUACCCUUUGUGUGCCUGUCAUCCUAGAAGCCAUCUUCAAUCCAAAGAUACGACUGAGUCCCUGGUUCCUGAACCUCAAGAAACGCGCAUUGGGCCCGGCUGCACCUCUUAGUAGCAGUGCCAAAAACUUCCUUAGUCUGGAACUAAGAAAUCUUGCCCGGAUCCCAGAUUUGAUCCGAGAGCCUGCCAAGUACAAGGACGACAUUGCCGUGGCAUAUGAACGCGUGCGCUAUGAAAUACCGUUGUUGAAAGGCGGCCUAGCAAUGGCUGACACUCUCGCCUCUGAAACACCAACGCGCGCGGCAACAAAGCUCCGUAUUCAGUACCAAGUCUCUUUGGGUCUGCUGAUGGGAUGCGCCCUGAUAUAUAAUGGGUAUCUACGUGCCUUUGGAAUAGAUGAUGGGAGCAUGGCUGAAGAGGCAGACGCAAUGACCAACGACGCCAUCAAGUUGGCGCACGACGCUUCGCAAUACAGGCCUCUAGGAGCCAGCUUCAUACCGCUUUGCCUGAUUCCAGGGUGGGCGGCUGCAGGCAGUGUUGAGAUUCAGCAGAGAGUGGUUCAGGCACUGGAGGUUUACCAGGACGAUUUCACACCUCUCACAAGCAGGAGUUGGUACAUCAUGGCUUACUGGCUGAGGGGCGAAAUGGACCUGAUACGGAGCGGGUUGUGGACGUCGCCCAUGGAGAAUUAUAAUGAUAGACAGUGGGGGACGUUGAUGCUCGAUGAGAAGGGGGAUGUGAUUUGCGGCGAUGAAUCAAGAAGUUGGUUUUAG
Trichoderma aggressivum f. europaeum is the source of this 1389-nucleotide messenger RNA. RefSeq lists its product as uncharacterized. The transcript is spliced from 3 exons. The coding region runs from base 1 to 1389 and encodes 462 amino acids. NCBI's taxonomy places the organism in Eukaryota, Fungi, Ascomycota, Sordariomycetes, Hypocreales, Hypocreaceae. The record is from RefSeq and is a predicted model, not a curated record.